CUCCACCACAGCUCCACCACAGCUCCACUGCUGCUGCUGCUGCUGCCUCUAUCAGCUCCACCACAUCUCCUGCUGCUUCUGCUGGGUUCUCUGAGCCCGGCUUCCCCUGCUGCUUCCACUGAAUCUGCUCCCGCUGCCUCUCUCCGCUCCACGUCUGCUUCUGCUGCUUCGGCUCUCCUGCUGCUGCUGCUUCUCGAAGCUCUGCUCCAUCUGCUGCUGCUGCUGCUGCUUGAGUCAGUUCCGCGCCUCUUGUUGCUUCUGCUGUUAAAAAAACUGCUACGCAACAUCGUCACCAGCAUCACUGCUGCGUAUUACGUACGCUGUUACUGCUGCUGCUGUAAAGUAUCCUGCUGCAAGUGGUGCCGCUUCUCCAAAUCCGUACUUCUACAGUACUGUACUUGUGUUGCAAGUCACCGUAAAGUUAUACUGCUGCUUCUCUUGUGAGUUAUACUGCUGCCUGCUCCUCUGUCUUGCAAUGUUGCUGCUACUGCCGCUGCUCCGACUGCUUCACAUGCAGCAGUAAGUUAACCCGCUGCUUCUGACUGCUUCACACGCAGCAGUAAGUUAACCUGCUGCUUCUGACUGCUUCACGUGCAGCAGUAAGUUAACCUGCUGCUUCUGACUGCUUUACGUGCAGCAGUAAGUUAACCUGCUGCUUCUGACUGCUUCACGUGCAGCAGUAAGUUAACCCGCUGCCUCUGACUGCUUCACAUGCAGCAGUAAGUUAACCUGCUGCUUCUGGCUGCUUCACAUGCAGCAGUAAGUUAACCUGCUGCUUCCGACUGCUUCACGUGCAGCAGUAAGUUAACCUGCUGCUUCUGACUGCUUCACAUGCAGCAGUAAGUUAACCUGCUGCUUCUGACUGCUUCACGUGCAGCAGUAAGUUAACCUGCUGCUUCUGACUGCUUCACGUGCAGCAGUGAGUUAACCUGCUGCUUCUGGCUGCUUCACAUGCAGCAGUAAGUUAACCUGCUGCUUCUGACUGCUUCACGUGCAGCAGUGAGUUAACCUGCUGCCUCUGGCUGCUUCAAGUGCAGCAGGAAGUUAACCUGCUGCAGUCUCCCUCGUCCACCUGCCCGUUGCAAAGGCGAGACUCGACAUGGACAGGGUGGACCUCCAGACGAAAGAGGAGCAGAAGAGGUCGCGACGAGGAGAUCACGGGAAGAGGUGGCAAGUCUGUCAAUCUGUCCAGGUUGUGAAGAUACACGUGAACGUGGAGGCCCUGGUGGAAGAGGUGCUGGGGGAGGAAAGAUUGGUGGUGGUGGUGAUAAUGAUGGUCACCAGGACAGAGCAGACGAAGUACAUGGACGUGGCACCGAUGCGAACGACGUUGACUGCAUUGGCCACGCAGUUCGACACAGACAGUCAGAGAAGGUCACGGGAGCCUCCCUGACAAAAUCCAACCACGGGACACAUCGGGCCCUCCACCUCGCGGAGGGCCCUGAUAGCGCUGUGCAGGACGUUGAGCAGCCGGGCUGCGUCCUCCUCCUGUCCGCCGGGGCUGACCACGCCGCCUACUACAGCCCCAUGGGACGCAAGGGUGGCCUGCGCAAGGUAGAGUCUCUGCGGGCGCCGCAGAUGGGCCCGCAGGCCGCACCAUGCGACCUCCGUCGCCAGAAGACGACGUCCCUGGUUGCCCGGCAGCUGGUCCUCGUGGUUCAGCAACAGCGGCAGCGGGGGGUGCCGGCGGCGACGACAUUGUUGACAGCUCAACGAGCGUUGCAGACCACGGCGAGGCCCACUCGAAGGAGGCUCGGCUGGGGGAGGUGAAGGAGACGGCGCUCAGGGAAGUUGAGGAGGAGGAUGCCCAAGAGGGAGGACACGAGUUUCGGGUGUGCGCACAGCCAACGUGGUGUGACCUGUGCGGGGAGUUCAUGUGGGGUGUGGCGCGCCGCUCUCUCCGAUGCCAGCACUGCAAGUUCAGCUGCCACCAGCGCUGCCAGUCCCACAUCCAGCUCGAGUGUCAGCACGGCUGGAGCCAGAGCGAGGAGCCGCUGCUGCAAGACAUCAGCGUCGGUUCAUCAUCAGAAGAGGACCCACUGCGCCCUCUCACCCCCGAGGAACUGCGGCAGAGGAUUGCGUGGUACAACGAGCAGGUGGACAACGGCCUCAACAUCACCCUGCAUGCGAGCGGCCGUUACACCGGCUUCAUCCGCGUCGAGCUCAAGCUGUGCCGCCCGGUGUCCAUCCGGGGUGGGCCCCCCUCCUCCAACUUCUCUCCCCCGGCCCAUCCCUCGUCGCCCCGUACCCCGUCGCCUCCGCCGACCCAACUGCCGCCAUCCCCGGGUUGCGACGCCGCGGCCGCCGCGGCCGACGCCGACGCCGCCGCCGACGACGACGUCUUCGCCACGGCCACGAGCUGGGCACCCUGCUGCUACCUGCCCAAGGGCAGCAGCAAGCAGCUGCACGUGGGCAGCCUGACGACGGCGCGCGAGGUCGUGCGGGCGCUGCUGCGCCGCUUCGCUGUGCUGGACGACGCGCGGAAGUUCGCGCUGUUCGCUCGCACCCAGGCCGGCGGGCAAGUUCGCUUGAGGAAGCUGCCCGACGGGGAGAAGCCUCUGUACCUGCAGCUCCUGGCGGGGCCCGACUCCACGACCCUGAGCUUCCUGCUGAAGGAGAACGAGAGCGGCGACGUCCUGUGGGAGGCAUUUUCCGUGCCGGAGCUGAACAACUUCCUGCGCAUCCUGUCGCGGGAGGAGGACGAGCACGUGCGGCUGGUGCUGCGGCGCUACACGGCGUACCGCGAGCGGCUGCUGCAGAUGCUGGGCGGACGCUCGCCGGGGUGAAGCGGCCCGCACCUCUCUCAGCUACCCCCCCACCCCACAACCACCACCGCCGCCACCACCUCUCUCUUCCUCCGUCGCCGCCAGCUGCCGGCCUCGGUUCGUCUAGCUGCCGCCCCCCCCCCCGCCACCCGUGCAGCUGGCGAUGAUUCACGAAGUUUUUUUUUUCACAGGGAGGUGGCCCACCCCAAAGGACUGUUUGAGUUGUCGGGUUACUUUUUUUUGCGUCCAUUCUCCUUCAUGCGACGCGAGACGAAGAAUCUUGUCUCGCAGCGUCGUGUCAGAGAUUGGCACCCGGAAGUGGAUAUAUCGUAGGGGGGGGGGGCGGGGGGGGUCAGCAUGGCCUGGAGGAGCCCUGGCGGGGACGGAGGCCCAAUUCAUUCCUCACACCAUGGCCCAUGCCAACCGCGCUACGCUAUUGCCGGCCGCCAGACCGUGAUUAGUUAGGUUUUAAAAUAGUUUAUCCAUGUGCAUUGUAUGAGGCCGACACUUCUGUUUACGACGUUGCUCGGAAAAAAAAAAAACUACUUGGCCAAGAUACGAGCUGCUUUGUUGGGUUGCAUCUUGCGUGUAUUCGAGUAGGCACAUCUGAUUAUUCCUCUCCAGUAGCAGCCACAUGGCACGUUGGUUGGUACCGGGACCAGACUCCUUGCAUUAUGCUAAGCAGGCAACAAUCACUAAAUUAAUCAUUCCCAAGAUUUGUAAUCCGUCACUUUCAUCAAAAAGCUGAGACAAGUGCGAAUAGCAUCGAGAAAAAUUAAACAAAGAAAAGAGUAAUGUUUUUUUUUUAAUCCGGUCUUAAAAGCACCGACCGUCACAGCUGAGCAGACUUCAGUCGGCAGAGGCUGCUCCAGAUCAAAAGAGCUGCAGACGGACAACUCCGAUCUGCUGUCCAAAGCCAAGUGGAUCUCACACACAGCAGGUCCUUUCCAGGUUGAGCAUAGGCUUUCGUCACGUACCUAUGGGCGGAUGGCAUCGCUCGGAUAGCGUGGUUGAUCAGCUGUCUUUGCUAUAAAAGCGAGCGCUGCGACCUUGAAACCCACAGCUCCUCCAAAAGGUUUCGGGAGCUCUGGUGAGAGUUAGGGCUAGACAUACGACUUCUGGGGAGGGGGGUGUUUUUGGCAGAUGCUGGAGAUGUUCGCGAAGGCGAUGGUUUCGUGUGGCAACUCAACUUUGUGCGAUGGCAUUUGCGACAUCAUCUGUUCUCGCCGAUGCGUGGUGCAUGGUUCAAAGGCGAGGUGUUUGUCCAGUGUAAUAGCCAGCAACUUGAGAUUGCUAUGUGUUUUUUACGGAACUGCCCGCCACGAUGAUGGAAAUUGUCGCGUUCAGAGGUCGUAACUUGUGAUGAGUUGCAAGGAUCGUGUCGCUCGGACUUUAAGGAGGUCGACUUGUGGCUUGUUGAAGAUCAGCCCGUGUUGUAGCGAUGGUUAACGUUGAGAGAAGGUUUAUUUGUAUCCGCGCCAGACGUUUUCAAAGUGGAUAUAGAGCAGUGUGUCACCGGCAGAUUGAUGUACGGAUACACCGAGACUCUGUACAAGCCUGGCUCCUGGAGACGCGUGAGUUGCAAAGAGAACGGGGCCGAGAACGGAUCUCCGUGUGACGCCGGAGAGGGGGCGGGGGGACGAUGGUGGACAUGUCGUGGCCACGUUUGGUGAAGCUGGAUCGCCCGGUCGAGGUUGAGAUUCCAUCGAGCGGAUGGCGUCGUCAGCGAUUCCCGAAGUGUCUCUGCAGGCAGUGCAGGAGGACAACUCGGUGGUUCGAUGGUAUAUCAAAAGCGCCCGAAAUGCCCAGUCCGACCAGUGCUACCACCAAACCUAAAAUCGAAAGUUGCCAAGAGGUCGUUUGAUAAGUCACGACACGGUCUCUAAAAACUUCACUUUUUCUCAAGUAUAUAUACAUUUUUAAAAUAUAUACUUGAGAAAGCCGAUGAGCUAUAAAGCUCUUUUUCACAGACGUUUAGAAGGGGCGGGUAAGAACGUUACAACAACAUACAAUAAAAACACAGGUAAGGGCCAUGAAGCUAUACAGCUCUUUUUCAGAAGCGACCUGGCUAUCACAAAUGAUAGCUCAACGAAGUGACUUAUCAUGUGGAAAUUUAAAGCAGCCAAAUACUGUUCCUUCUAAAUGUGUAGGGAAAAAACUG
Molecule: messenger RNA, 4926 nt
Organism: Petromyzon marinus (sea lamprey)
Lineage: Eukaryota; Metazoa; Chordata; Hyperoartia; Petromyzontiformes; Petromyzontidae
Product: ras association domain-containing protein 1-like
Biological process (GO): signal transduction
Source: RefSeq, a predicted model, not a curated record